Molecule: messenger RNA, 6850 nt
Organism: Cydia strobilella
Lineage: Eukaryota; Metazoa; Arthropoda; Insecta; Lepidoptera; Tortricidae
Gene: jeb
Exons: 4
Coding region: 311-883 (190 amino acids)
Biological process (GO): positive regulation of MAPK cascade
Cellular component (GO): terminal bouton
Molecular function (GO): protein binding; transmembrane receptor protein tyrosine kinase activator activity
Source: RefSeq, a predicted model, not a curated record
CCGGCCAGAGCGCACGUCCCGGAAGCACCCCCGUCGCCGCUCCGCUAAAGCCUUCACCACCUCCAACGCCGCCGGCACAACAAACUCUCGGUGCCCUUGUGAUACUAUGUGCUUCUGAUCACGCCGACAGCGGACGACCACUCUAAACACAAGUCUGCCUACGCUAAUUACAAAUCGUUAAGGAAAUCAGACAGUAGCAUAUCGGGCCCCGACCAGCGAUUAAAAUCUAUAAUGUGGUCGGGCGUGCGCCCACGGGGUGUGCGUAGAUUGUGUACUUAGUACGCGCAAGUGGUGGGAGGUGGGUGACAGCAUGCGGGUGUACUGCAUGCUGUUGGCGGCGCUAACGCUGCGCUCGGCGGCCGAAACCGCGCCGCGCCGGUACGCAGCGGAGUGGCGCGGAGCGCGCGACCGCGAAUUAGCGCACGCGCGGCCCCUGCACGACCUCUUCGACCCCGAGCCUGAGUCGGCGGCGCUGGCGCCCGCGCCUGUGCCAGCGCCGGCGCACCAGGUCCCGCCGUCUCUACCCGCUGGCGCUCUCCACAAAGAACGACGACGGAACCGAGCCUGGUCUAAACGUGCUCCGCGCCUCCCUUCGGAGAUCGCGAAUCAGAUGAUGCUACGAGCUUCGCGGUCCAGUCGACCUUAUGAUGUACCCCAAAUUGAAUGCCCUCCGGCCGCAGACGGUAUGGAGCGCUUCGCGUGCCCCACGCCGGACCGGCAAGGCCGCUACCGCUGCAUCGACGAUCAUGUCCUCUGUGACGGCUUCAUCGACUGCCCCAACGGCGAGGACGAGGAUCGGCAGGCAUGCAUGUUCUACAAGACGACCAAGGCGCACCUGGACGUGCUCGCGGACGCGCUGCUGCGGUGGGCGCGCGGCCGCUAAGCUCCCUUCCGGACCCUGACCCAGUGCUCCACACCCUACCACAUCUCCGACCUCAUCAUUAUAACCCUCGAUUGAAAUUAAGCCAGUGUGCUCUUAUGAAUAGCGAACGCUGCGAUUUAUUUUCCGAAGUUCCGGACGCGACCAGCUGAUUACUCGUAGACGAGUUGAAACGAACGUAAUGAAACAUAUCAAGUAGUGGUUCAGCCUAUGCCAAAAACAUGACCACUAAAAGUGUAGUGUGUAAGGGUAAGGACUCCGAGCGUGAACGGAUAAGACGAUUCUGUAGGAGAUGCGCGAGAGUGCAUCGGUUGGAACGAGGAAGUGUUGUUCUGGUUUCGUCCCAAGUAGCCUCUCCGCAGCAAUUUUACUUUCCCAUGAAUAUUUCGUACUUUCUAGCAUUUAUUAAACUAAAAUGUGAGACUGGUAGUCGACAUUGUUAGUCGGUAGAUCAUUAUAUUAUUAAAUAUAGAAUAGUUCUUCAUCUAACGAAACAUUGUUUGUCGAUUUGUUAAUGUAUUUACCUUUUUACUCUGUUAUUAGUUACAGCAUUCCACACUUUAUGAUGGUUGUAAUAUAGAUAAAAAAGCUCUUAAAUGUAUAUAAUACGAAUAUUUGUGUAUUGAAUUGGUUUAUUCUCGCGGCCUACACGUAACGAAGGAAGCUUGUUUGAGCCGCUAGCUGCGUCUCGUGGCUCGCGACAGCUCUGCACAUUCCAAGUUUUGUCAAAACGCUUAUGAUAUAAUAAUGUCUCAGUAGACUUUAACAAACUUCAUCUCGAAUAAGGCAGCUACUGUAUAUUGGUAUGUAAAACAUUAGUUAUUAAGAUGGCUUUUUAUUCAUUACAUUACUUUUAAGUACACAUAAAUUAAGUUAUACCAAGUCAUUAAGGUUAUACCUUUUUUUUCUGUAUAUACUAUUCCAUUCCAUGUUGUUUACUUGAUUUGUUUUACUUAAGUUUACAACAUACGUAACACAACGGUUUCGACUGAAUAUUAAUUUUAUAGUUAAUUUAAUAAUUAAUUAACAUUAUUUCAUAGCAGUGAUCAACACCAUCUAGUCAAAUGAGUUCCUAGACGAAAACAUAAUGUUACAUAGUUGUAUUAUAAACAAUUCAUCAAUUUCCUUUGAAUUUAUUGCCCAAAACUAGUCAAUACUUCACCUACAAUUGUACAAGAUUUCUCAAUACUUGAUUGAUGCUUCUAUUGUUGAACUCGUUGUCACAAGAGAUUUGGAAAUUCAAUUCCGAUGUAUACAUUCAAUAUCUAGCGAAGACCUUUUCUUCCAAUAAUGAUAGAAAGAAAGCAUUCAUUUUCCUUUUGUGAUUGCUUUAGCACCCUAUAAAUAUUUAUAAAAAAUAAUUUUAAAUAUUUUACCCUCCAGUUCACAUCCGCUAUGUUAUUAUAAUAUUGCUUAUAAUGAUAGAUAUAAAAUAUAUUUUAAAUAGAUAUUACUUAACUCGAUGUUAUAAGAUACAUAUGUCAGUGUAUCUUUGUUUGGGGUACCUAUAUAAAAUAUAAGAAAAAAAAACUUAAAUUUAAAAGUCAAGUAGCAUAUGAAAAUAUAUUAGAUUGUGUAAAAUUUUUAAAAGUAAAUAAGUGAAGCUUUUAGGAAUAUCGUAAUAGAUACUGUAGAAGCUGUCUACAUUUAUAGGUAGGUAAGACGUAUUUAAUGGAAUCGAAUGCACCAAACCAAGUAGCAGUUAGUAUAUAUUUAAGAACAAGCACCGUAAAUAUAAGAAUUGUUGGGUAUCCUAGUAAUGACACAAUUUUUUUGUCGUAUUUUAAUUUCAAAAACAUCAUCAAAGAAUCAGUGACUAUGCAGCAAAGCAUCUACCAGUGUGAUUCUUGUGAAUUAAAUCGCAGUUUGUUUUGUGUCUGAACAUUACUUUUAAAUAAUAUAUUUGAUUCCAAAAGGCCACCUCAAAUAACAUUGGAGUGACCUAGACCUCGGCCGCUACUGGUAUAAAGUGGCAUAAAAUACGAAACAGUAGGAUUUCCCUAUGUCAGAGACUAACUCACUGUAUUAAUUAAGUGUUUAUUUAAAACAGUUUAAAAUAAAUGGCAUAACGUUUAUAGAUAUAAAAGAGUAGCUAUAGAAUAAUAAUUAUUUUUAGAAUAGGAUGUGAACUGAAGUGUUUUCACCGCGAUAAAGAUUUUGAGACUAUGGAGGCUCAUCAAAGCAAUACAAAAAUAUUUGACAUUAUAGUUCGGUUAUUUGAAUACAAUAUCCAGAUGUCGCAAUAAAAACAUCAUGUUACAACUUUCAACCCAAAUAAACAACGUUAUAGUCUGUUAGAACACUAGUUCUUGAGCCAGCAGACUCGACGGUGUUUAUACACCCGUUUAGAAUCGUUUGCAUGUCAAGUUUAUUUUACACAUACCACACUGCAGACAAUUUAGGAAAUUGUUUACUUUUUGAAUGUUAUUGCUUUGAUGACAUGGUUUCAUAUAUACUUUAUCGUUUUUUUUAUUAUUAUUAUAAACUGAUCGGCGAUUGGCCCUAGUCACACCUGAUGGAAAGUGAAGACAGGGCCUAAGAUGGAGCUCACCGGUUCAGUAACAGCCUAUUCAGUCUUGUUUUAAAGAGAUCGAGGUCAUAUUGAUCAGGGAAUACAGAUGGCGGGAGCGCAUUCCAUUCCGGUGGUUUAGUCCAUCAUAAAGCCUCUAUCCAGAACUAUUUUGUUUGCGUCAUAAUGAUACAGCUUUUUUUAUAUUUCACAAUAUCAAAAAGCAAUUAAGUAUUCCCUGUUACUAUAAUAUUGUGUACCUAAUCCUUGUGGCAAUAAAUUCACAAAAACACUUUGAAAUUAAUUUAUAACUCCCAAUAUACAGGCAUAAAAUUGUAAAGCCCCGUUCAGCUAAAGGAAAGACUCACCCACCCAGAGAGAUAGCGUGAAAUAUCAGACAACUACAUUAAUUACAAAAUAUCAUCUGGAUGGCACCACAAUGGCAGCUCAUAACAUUUCAAUAAUCAAAUAACCUCGGGUCAAAAUCAAAAGUUUAUUUAACUCUUUUCACCGCAACUGUCUGUUAUUAGAAAAGGCAUGUCAGGUAUAUGUUGAAUGAACACACUUUCCACAUUAUAUCCUACAGAUUUUGUGUUUAGUUUGUCUUUCUAAACAACGUCAUUGUUCUUCACUAAUAAAAUUUUUUCAUCAAGGAGUGUGAUUGUACAUAUUUUAUUAGAUUGUAUGUUACCUAUAAUGGAUUAUUAUUAAUGUAAUUGCACCGACAUUUGCCUGUUUUGUAUGUGCACAGCAAUUUAUUGUGAUAUUUUAAAUACUAUAGGAUAAGUGCAAAUCAUGAUCUCGCGAGUAGACUAUACUGUACCUAUAUCAAUGUGAUUAUAAUUAAUUUACAUAUAAAUUAAAUAUGUAUUAUGUCAAAUUAGUCUCUAUUGAAUAUGGACGCGUCUUAUUUAUAUUAUACCUACCUAAAUUAGACCGGCUAGACCAUUUACUUAUUUAGCCUCGUGUAAUUUUGCUAGAGCCUAUUUAUGCUUGCGUCGUGCGGCAUCCCCCCUAGAAAGACUGUUAGACGGCCGGGACAAACUCUUAAAAAUUAAUCAAAUGUAAAAAGCUAUUAUCACAUAAAAGGUUCUAUUUUAAACUAGAGUGGACGCCGCAUCACAGAUCUGUCACUGUUUGUAUUUGAUUCGAAAUCUUUAGCAAUUUUCGUCAAUUUUAUGGAUACUUGUGUACGUAGAAAUAAAUAAAAUAUGAAGUGCUAAUCGUUGUCCACCGUCGUCCUAAGCUGUAACUCCGCGAUUACUAUUAUUUCAUUGCACCUCACCAUGAUAUUUAUCUAGUUAUUGUUAUAAUAUUAUUUAAUUAACUAUGUAAGCACACAACUACAAGCACAAUUUUUCUACACAUUUAUUAAGUACCUUUAACCUGUAAGAAGGUAAAUUAAAUGUUGAUCAAGGUUUCUAGUCACUUUUAUAUUUCGCAAAUUACAUGCGACAAAUACAGAUAUUCAAGAAGUAACAACGUAUGCUCAUGGAAUCUUCCGAACUCAGUUCAAAGUACAUAUUUGUAAUACCGACCUAUUUCUCAGACAUGAUAUAUUAACAAUAAUCGCUCAAAUGGGAAAACUAUUUCGACGAUAUUUAUUGUUGAAGUAAAAUAUUUUUAGAUGUCACCCUUGAUAGUUAUCAUAAACUACAUACAUUAAAUGCUUUUAAUUUGGUCAAUUAUUAGAUGCACUGACAAAACGCUACAAAGAUUUUUCCGCGAGAAACAUGCAAGUUAAGUGAUGAAAAAUAUAAAAAAAUCAUCCGCCAAUUUUCUUGAUGGUAGUUGUUACUUUAAAAAUGCAACUAUUUUUGUAGAUACAUAUUAUCUAUUUGAUUACCACUAGAUAGAGAUUUACAUAGUAUAUAUUUUCUCAUAGUGUUACGUUUGCCGAUGUAAAGACAAACGAAUAUUCAUUUAUGCACCAUGAAAUUCACUGACACCGCAGCUCAUUGACGCGCUGUUAAAAGAUGUUGGCGGUAUAUUCAGUUUUCGAAAAUAUGAUGCCAACAGUACCAUAAGGGAAUUUUCCUCACAUUGUUUAUCAUGUUGAAUCAACCUUUUAGUCUAAAUAUGUCUCUAGGGGGCUCUAGUGUUUUUACCUAUCAUACUUCCGAAUUAUUUCUUUGAAUAUAUGUCUGCCAAAGUUUGUUUACCUAUGUGAACUUCUUUUUGGCAACCAAGUUUACGAAUUAUUGUGGAAAGUUAAGUUUCAGGGAAAAACCUUCAAAAAAAAUUUACUUUGGAAAACAGCACGUGGAGAGAGACGUAUUCGGACUAUGUAUAUAGGUUCCCAACUCUGUCGUGCUUAGCAUACCCAUCGUCGCAUGUGCAUUAGAAAAAUUGUUCGUACCUAACCAGUUUUCAAGAACAUACGGUGGAUGUGCCAAGAAUGGUAGAACUAGGGUCGGCAGACUUGUAAUGACUAAGAAAGUCUGCCUGAGCCGUCAGCUCCGGUAUCAGUGGGUGUUGGUCGACCUAGUAGAGUUCUGCCCGAGUCAACAUGGAACUAUUACGUUAUAAAUCAAAUCCCAAGGAUUCUCUUAAUAUUUGUCAAAUUAAUACGGUUCCAUGAUUACAGAGCUCUCCCAAGUGAAGCGACCCCCGCACUUGCACGUCAAAACUAAAGGACCGUCACUGAAUACAAAGAACAUCGUACGUUGUGCUUGGUAUACAUGUAUCUAUGUAUUUCUAUAUGAGUCACACGCGCUCAUCUUCAUUAAAUUUAUCGCGUGGCAAUACUAUUUUACGCGCGAGUAAAACAGACAUGUAUUAAAAGAUCACUGUAUAAGAUUACUCGUGUUUGGCGACGGCCCUUUAUGCCUAUCAACUAAGUUUGAUAUGUAGUUUUCUCCUACUCUCUGAGACUCUUGCGUUUAGCCGUGUCAUGCACGAGUUCACUUGACUUGUCAUUUCGCAGAAUAUGUAUGCAACUCAUAUGGCGAUAAUCUAAUAAGUCAGGUGUAAUAUUACCUAGUCGACCCUGUGUCUAAGCUACGAGUAAUAAGUUACGUUAUAUUUUUGCGAUUUACUUGAAAUUUAUUUACGAUAUAGAAGAGUAAUUAGAUUUUAUAAUAAAUGAGAAUAUUUAUUGAAGCAUACGACAGUAAGUCCUCCGCUUCAAUAAAUAUGACUUGUCUUAUUUGAAUUGUUUAUAUUUAUCAGAUUAGGUGCUGGUCUCCCCAGUAUAAGUGUCAUCUUAUAUUACGUACAUUUGAUACGGAGUUAUAUUGUAUGAAUGAGUCAAAGUAUUUGUAAAACAAAUAUGAUUUAAUAUAGGCUUCGACUCAGGGUCGACUUCGCUAUAUAAACGUGGCUUCAUAACGACUACGCUAUUUUGUAGGCGUAAUAUACUUUUGGACUAUUUAUUAUGUAUUGUUAAUUACUAUGUAUGUUGUAUUAAGAUAAAAAAUGAAAACAAAAAAUAAAUGUUAAUAAAUGCCUCAGCCAGAUGA